Molecule: messenger RNA, 1758 nt
Organism: Trichomycterus rosablanca
Lineage: Eukaryota; Metazoa; Chordata; Actinopteri; Siluriformes; Trichomycteridae
Exons: 5
Coding region: 1033-1674 (213 amino acids)
Source: RefSeq, a predicted model, not a curated record
AAUGCAGUCAGCAGAAGAGGGACACGUCACCCCGGAGGAUCUACAACAUGAAGGAUUCCAGAAGAAACCAAUAAAAAUGGAAGAAGAUGAAGAUGAGGACGAUGAUUUCUUCUGUGAAGUCACUUUAAUCCCUGCGGAACAAGUCAUGGAACUCUUCUCCUCAGUGGACCAACAGUGUGGAGGUUUCCAGAUGAAGCCUGUGAAGAAGGAAGAACCUGAAGAUACAGAUGAACUCAACUUGGCAACCCUGAAUAUUUGGAGACACUCCCACAUGCAGUAACAAUGAGCAAAGAAGAGAAAAUGGUGGCAGAGACGCCAGAAGGUGGAGAUGCAGGUGGCCCCACGAGACCUGGUGGAAGAACCAGAGCAGGUCGUCCUAAAGGACCAGAGGAGUAAAGCAGUAGACAAGGUGGUUCUGGUUUUUGAGAUUGAGAUGAAGAAGUUAGAGCAGGUGGACCCAGUGGAAAAACCAGACAAGGUCAUGAAGAAGGUAGAGAGGCAGGUGGCCCCGCUGAACCUGGUUAAAGAACCAGAGCAGGUCAUCCUAGAGGACCAGUGGAUGGGACAUGUAAAAAAAUAAGAUUCGUUUCAUAGAGAAUGAGAUGAAGAAAGCAGAGAGGCAGAUGGUCCAGCUGAACCUGGUGGAAGAACCAGAGCUGGUCAUCCUGAAGGAGCAGGGGAAGGGACAUGUAAAAAAUAAGGUUUAUUUCAUAGAGAAUGAGAUGAAGAAGGUGGAGAUGCAGGUGGCCCCACGAGACCUGGUGGAAGAACCAGAGCAGGUCGUCCUAAAGGACCAGAGGAGUAAAGCAGUAGACAAGGUGGUUCUGGUUUUUGAGAUUGAGAUGAAGAAGUUAGAGCAGGUGGACCCAGUGGAAAAACCAGACAAGGUCAUGAAGAAGGUAGAGAGGCAGGUGGCCCCGCUGAACCUGGUUAAAGAACCAGAGCAGGUCAUCCUAGAGGACCAGUGGAUGGGACAUGUAAAAAAAUAAGAUUCAUUGCAUAGAGAAUGAGAUAAAGAAGGAGGAGAGGCAGAUGGUCCAGCUGAACCUGGUGGAAGAACCAGAGCUGGUCAUCCUGAAGGAGCAGGGGAAGGGACAUGUAAAAAAUAAGGUUUAUUUCAUAGAGAAUGAGAUGAAGAAGGUAGAGAGGCAGGUGGACCCAGUGGACACAGUGAAAAAACCAAAGCAGGUAGGAAAGAACCAGAUGGAGAACCAGGUGCUUCAGACGGACCAGAUGACGAAGGUGGAAGAACGGGUAGAUCAGGUAGGUUUGAAGAAUGAGGUUAAUAAACCUGAGGAGCAAGUGGGUCUACAGGACAGGCGGGUGGUUCUAGUGAACCUGGUGAAGGAACCAGAGAGGGAUGAAGCACCUGAGCACCAGUGGACAGAACUGGAGGAGCCAGCAGCUUUGGAGCACCAAAUAUGGAAACUAAAGGAGCAGAACCUGGAUAGAGGAUGCACUGAAGAUCCACUGAAGAACAUCUCCGAGGUGUCUUCAAACAAACCGGACCACGAGCAGCUGCAGGACGACGUUCUUGUUCCCCCCAUCAUUGAAGCCCAACCUGAAGAGUCUGGGGCUCUGAUGGAGAGCGUGUGUGAAGAUAAAGGUGUCCCGAUGCCGAAGUUGAGGAGAACCAGCCUGAGAACCAAACGGUUCCAGUUCUUCAACGUCUGAAGCUGAGGUGGUGACGAUCCGGAGAUCAUCCAAUCACACGCCGACUUUUCCAACAUCAAAAUAACAAUAAAGUGCCUUCAUGAA